CGGAGCACCCUCCUCCUCCUUCUCCUCCUCUUCCUCCUCCUCUUCUUGGAUCGCACAGCCUGCUUGCUCUCGUCCACUUUCUCUCUCUCUCUCUGUCUCUUUAUACCUCUCACUCUCUGCUGUCUCCUGUCUUUUAUCUCUCUUUCUCGCUCUCUUUCUGUCUCUUUCUGUCCUCCACUUCUCUCCAGCCGCCGGAAGCUCACAGGCUCGCCGCUCUUCCUCCAACUACUGAGGAUUCAGAAACACCCGGGACGAAGACCCUGUCACUAGAGCAGCCAAGAUGGCAAUGAGCAGCAUCCUCAACAAAGAUGAAAUCAAGAAAGCUCUAGAUGCAUUUGCAGUUGCUGAUUCCUUUAACCAUAAGAAGUUUUUCGAGAUGGUGGGUCUGAAGGCCAAAUCUGCUGACGAAGUGAAGAAGGUAUUCACGGUGCUGGACGCCGACAACAGCGGCUUCAUAGAGGAGGAGGAGCUCAAAUUCGUCCUGAAGGGUUUCGCCAAAGAUGGCAGAGACCUGACAGACAAGGAAACCAAAGACUUUUUAAGAGCAGCCGACAAGGAUGGAGACGGCAAGAUUGGAGUUGACGAGUUUACCGCCCUGGUGAAAGAAUAAACAGUCUAGCACACUGAGAUCACCUCCAAGCCACCGCUACAUCCCGCUGACCCCUCUUCCUCCUCGGCACCCACACCUCACCGCUCCACCCCGACCCCCGGCCUCACCAGACUGCAGCCGAUUCCUGCUACACACAGUCCUCCUCCUCAACUCUCCCCCACUGCUGUCUUCACUAAGUGCAAUGCUACACUAUAGGAAGUAAGCUGUGGUUUGCCGCCUCCUCACACACAAACACCUCCUCAAACGUCCUCCACAGCUAUAUUCAUCCUAUUUAUUUUAUCCUUUUUAUACAAACUGUUCUUGUUUCUGUUUAUGUAUAGAUAUAAAAAACAUGCCUGCAGGAAUAAACCUCACAUUUGAAAGCAUAAAGUAGAUCUUUAAAGAAAAUAGAAAUUAUAAGAGAAAGACCUUAAUGUCCUUCUGUAUUUCUGACUUUACCUGUCUUAUCUCUUCAUUUUCUCAGCCACUUCCUCUCACUUUCCUUCUUUUUUUUCUCCCUUCUUUCUGUUUUUCUAUGUCGAUUUCACUCCUGGCACUGUUCCCUUCCUGCAUUUGCUCCCCUCACUCCCUCCCAUCACCCCAUCCAUCCAUCUAUCUAUCUACCUGUCCCUUUCUCCUCUGGUAAUGAGCUGUUGUAAAACAUACCAAAAGAAGAAAGAGGUCAAGCUGUGAAAGAAUAAAAUUAAAUGAGGAAAAAAACAAAGC
Messenger RNA from Plectropomus leopardus (leopard coralgrouper), 1315 nucleotides. RefSeq names its product parvalbumin 6 (gene pvalb6). Gene Ontology annotation, molecular function: calcium ion binding. NCBI's taxonomy places the organism in Eukaryota, Metazoa, Chordata, Actinopteri, Perciformes, Serranidae. The record is from RefSeq and is a predicted model, not a curated record. Gene Ontology annotation, cellular component: cytoplasm.